This is a messenger RNA of Drosophila pseudoobscura, 1656 nucleotides long. RefSeq names its product Trypsin 29F (gene Try29F). Lineage: Eukaryota; Metazoa; Arthropoda; Insecta; Diptera; Drosophilidae. Gene Ontology annotation, biological process: proteolysis. The transcript is spliced from 4 exons. The record is from RefSeq and is a predicted model, not a curated record. Gene Ontology annotation, molecular function: serine-type endopeptidase activity. Bases 39 to 839 code for a protein of 266 amino acids.
AAAACCCCAAAUGCCAUGGACUGGGACAACAUUCUGCCAUGGAACGCUUUCAGCCCGCCAUUUGCCUGAUGCUCCUGCUCCUUCUCGUUGGCUGCUGUCUGGCGGGAACGGCGCGUCGGCCACGCCUCGAUGGACGCAUUGUGGGCGGCCAGGCGACGACUAUUGAGGCGAUACCCUACCAGGUGUCGCUCCAGCGGAGCUAUCACUUUUGCGGCGGCUCGCUGAUCGGGCACGGAUGGGUCCUCACCGCCGCCCACUGCACCGAGGGAUCGGCCAUCCAGGUGUCCAAGGUGCGCAUCGGCUCCACGCGCACAGACUCUGGCGGCAUCCUGGUGGGGAUCAAGCGCGUCCAUCGACAUCCAAAGUUCGACACCUACACCAUCGACUACGACUUUUCCGUGCUGGAAUUGGAGGAGUACGACAAGAAGAACGUGACGCAGGCAUUUAUCGGGCUGCCCAAGCAGGAUGCGGACAUUGCGGAUGGCACAGCCGUCCUGGUCUCCGGCUGGGGUAAUACCCAGAGCACGCAGGAGCCGACAAGUAUCCUGCGGGCAGUGACUGUGCCGACAGUUAGCCAGACGGAGUGCACCAAGGCCUACGGUAGCUUUGGAACUAUCACGGAUCGCAUGCUGUGCGCGGGUCUGCAACAAGGAGGCAAGGAUGCGUGUCAGGGAGACUCCGGUGGUCCGCUGGCCGCCAAUGGAACGCUCUGGGGCGUCGUUUCCUGGGGCUACGGCUGUGCCCGGCCAGAUUACCCAGGCGUAUACUCUCGAGUGUCGGCCGUUCGGGAUUGGAUAGGAUCUAAUUCAUAUUUUUGGCGGGAGUGUCCUAGAAGAUGAUGCCUGCCUAGAAGAGAGAUGCUGGGCAGAUUAAUUACUACGAUUUGAUUUUCAAAAUAUGUCCUCAUGGAGAGUUCCCCCGUUAAAAGAUCAACUAAUCGACAAAAUUUCGGAAUCGAACUGUCAGAAAAGGAAACUUUCAUCGGAAAUUAUGUUCAUCCACGAAAACCUAAUCGAAAAUCCUCCCCACCCAUGUACGCCCCUCUCGCUCUACGCUUAUGGACCCUCGGUAGGCUAUGACAACAACUACGAUACACAGCCCGAAGCAGCAACAGCAAAAACCGCACGGUGCUUUAAAAGCAAUGAUGUCAUCAGCUUUUCUGUUCUCUCUCACACAUUGCAAUCGCAAAGCCGCUCUCAGCAAUGCCCAUGAAGUCAUAUUGCACACACACUAAAGUGGGAAGAGAGGAUUACAGAUUAGACAGCGCUCUCGCGCUUUCUAGAACUUGAAAGCUCAAGCUUUCUGUUGAAUCGAUGAUCUCAUCUCAGCGCUAUUUGCAGAAAACUUUGUCUAAAAUCCCAGCACGAGGAUAAAAACGCGGAAGAAUCGGAAAAUAUGUUUUAAAGUGAAAUUUGAUCAAUUGUGUAGUGGAAAGCCGAAAAAGUGUGUGGGGGAGAGCCAAAGGAAAAGCUAAAUGUGAAAAAAUGAUCGCAGCAUGUGUGAAAAGUAUCAAGUGCAGUGUUUUCUUUACAGUGAAAAAAUGGAAAAAACCGGCCUGCGAAAAUUGUUUCCGCUGGAAACGCAAAAGGAAUAACGGAACCAAGUCACGCUGCUGUUGUGCAGGAUGGUCAUCAGACGGCAAGGGGCGCAAGGAGG